This is a messenger RNA of Equus quagga, 3771 nucleotides long. It is a transcript of the gene CD274, whose product is annotated as CD274 molecule. The transcript is spliced from 7 exons. Bases 210 to 1076 code for a protein of 288 amino acids. Gene Ontology annotation, biological process: immune response; negative regulation of T cell proliferation; T cell costimulation. The record is from RefSeq and is a predicted model, not a curated record. Gene Ontology annotation, cellular component: external side of plasma membrane. Lineage: Eukaryota; Metazoa; Chordata; Mammalia; Perissodactyla; Equidae.
UCUAGUUGUUUUUGAAGAAGAGCUGACCCAGAGAAGUCUUUCCCUGCAGAUGGGCGGGGACCUCACUCCCGCUCCACCCCUUCUUGCCGCCCACUCAAAGCGACCCUUUCUGGACUGGAUGCGCCGCCCGCAGUCUUCGCAGCUGGGUGCAGCGUCCCGGGUCUCCCCGCUCGCCACGAGUCUCCCCGCCGGCAGGUCAUUCCAGAAAGAUGAGGAUAGUUAGUGUCUUUACAUUCAUGGCCUACUGUCAUUUGCUGAAAGCAUUUACUAUCACAGUUACCAAGGACCUGUAUGUGGUAGACUAUGGCAGCAAUGUGACAAUAGAAUGCAAAUUCCCAGUAGAAGAACCAUUAAACCUGGCUGCAUUAAUUGUCUACUGGGAAAUGGAGAAUAAGAAAAUUAUUCAAUUUGUGAAUGGGGAGGAAGACCCGAAGGUUCAGCACAGUAGCUACAGCCAGAGGGCCCGGCUGUUGAAGGACCAGCUCUUCUUGGGAAAGGCCGCACUUCAGAUCACAGAUGUGAAAUUGCAGGAUGCAGGGGUUUACUGCUGCUUGAUCAGCUAUGGUGGUGCUGACUACAAGCGGAUUACUUUGAAAGUCAAUGCCCCAUACCGCAAAAUCAACCAGAGAAUUUCUGUGGAUCCGGUCACCUCUGAACAUGAACUAACAUGUCAGGCUGAGGGUUACCCCGAGGCUGAAGUCAUCUGGACAAGCAGUGACCACCGAGUCCACAGUGGCAAAACCACCAUCACCAAUUCUGAGAGGGAGGAGAAGCUUUUCAAUGUCACCAGCACACUGAGAAUCAACGCAACAGCUAACGAGAUUUUCUACUGCACUUUUCGGAGAUCAGGUCUUGAGGAAAACAGUACAGCUGAGCUGGUCAUCCCAGAACCACUUAUAGUUCCGGCAAAUAAGAGAACUCACUUGGCAAUUCUGGGCGUCAUCCCGUUGUUACUUGUAGCCCUGACAAUCAUCAUCUGUUUAAAAAGACAUGUGAGAAUGAUGGAUGUGGAAAAAUGUGUCACCCGAGAUACGAACUCAAGGAAACAAAAUGAUACACAAUUUGAAGAGACGUAAUCCAGCGCUGAAACUUCUGAUCUUAAAGCAGGGAUUCUCAGCCUGUGGUCUGAGUUCGUCAGAGCUAAGUAUGACCAGAAGAAUGCAGUGGGCCAGCAGGCUGCAGGUGAUGUAGGACUUAAAAGGCCCAAGCACUGAAAUGAAAGCUGGGAAAGAAGAGGAGGAGAACAAAGAAGGAUGCAGUAGAAAGGGUAGCCUGAAAGGAAGCUUUGGUACUUCAAAAUGACUGGCGACUCAUCGACGCAGAUGAAAGGGAGAAAGGACACUUCUGAAUGAUGAGCCUCCAUGCCAAUUGUCCAUUGCUCAUCCUAGGAAAACAAGUUGAGAUUCCCUGAUUUAAUGGUCAGUUCCUGCAGAAGUGCCCUUUGCCUUCACUCAGUGUCUCAAUUUGUCUUCUGUGUGGUCGAAAGACCCAGUGUUACAACAAUAUUUAAGUAGGUUAUUUCUAUUUAUUUUGAGCCUGUGGGGUCUUGUCAUGUGAGUGUGGUUGUGAAUGAUUUCUUUUGAAGAUAUGUUUUAGUAGAAGUUAAAAUUUUGUCACCAAACUAAACUUACUGCUUAAUGGCUUUUGUGUGUCCAGUAAAACGUGUAGUAUCUGUAAGGUGCUUGGUAUCCUCCAUAACCGUUAGUACAUAGGAAGCAUAGAGAGCAAACCAUUGGUUUGUAUAGGAUAUUAUCUUGUUUAACUCAUUGAUACUUAGGUUGACUUGAAUAAUCUUAUUCUCAGACCUCAAGUGUCUCAAUAAUCUUAUUCUCAGACCUCAAGAUAAAAUAUCAUGAAACAGUAUCUGUUUCAUUUAAAUAGCUUUACAAUUGUGUGGACUCCUACACACAUAAUCUCAUUUAAUCCCUGUAACAACUGUGUUGUGGUAAGCACUAUUAUUAUAGCUAUUUCACAGCUGAGGGAGCACAGGGAUAAACUAAAUUGCCCAAGCCGGUGAAUAGUGAACCUCAGAUUUCCACGACUGUGACCCACUGUCCUCUUAGAAGACAAUUUACAGCUGUGUUUUAAUUUAAGAAAUUCAUUCAUUCAGCGGACAUUUAGAAAGUGCCCGUGCCUGUCAGUCACUGUAUCAGGCAGUGAGUCUACAGAUGUGAGCAAAAUAAAGUACUGCCCCUCAAGGAGCUCAUAGUAUCAUGGGGUGAGCGAUAAAAAAAAUUUAUUAUUAUAAUUUAGUGCAGUGUCAUAGCAUAAGGUGUUGGAGGAGAAUGAUGGUGUGAGGAAGAAAGUCUAGAAAUGCUGCCAAAAGGAGGGGACGUGCUGGGUGGCCAGUCAAUGUGUUCCGGGACAGUUGAAAAUACUUAAACACUUUAAUAACCAAAUCAAUUUUAGUUUAUUUUAGUUUAGAAGUCAGUAUUUUUAAAAACUAUGGAAAACAACUCUUGAAUUCUUUUUCUAUCAUUUUGUUUACCCCUGAUUUAUUUGCCUUUGCCGUGUCAUCUGAUGCUCACUUAUAUUAUAUCUAGUAUUGUUUAGCAGUUCUUUCUUUUUUACUUAAAUACAAUUUAAUUUUGAAUUCAUACCUUUCCAUAAUUCAGAAUUCAAAAGGUCCAAUAGGAGACAUUAAAAAGUCUCUAUUCCAUCCUCGUAGUUUCCCUUUCCAGAAGCACCCACUCUUGCCUUUUGUUUAUGUAUUCUUCUACAGAUAUUUUAUGAAUGUAUAUGGAAAUAUACGUGAAAGUAUAUAUUUAUUUUUUCCUCUUUUUCACAGAGAGGUAACAUGUCAUGUGCCUGCUGUGCACUUUGCUUUUUUAAUUUAAUGUAUUAUUUCUUCUGUAGCAGUUGGAACAAAUUUGAAUUUCCCAGAGGUCCCAGAUGUCUUGUUUGUUUCUAGAUCAUCUUUUCCAUAGCCUCGUGGUAUCUUUCGUAAGACUUCACACAUGCUAAAUACAUACUACAUCUCCAUUUAGGCAACCAGCAUUUGUUGAGUACUUUCUCUAUAAGUGAGUUUGGAUUUGACUUAUUUUGUGUUUCUCAAAGCGAGACCCAUGGGUUCUCUGGGGUUCACUGAGUCAACCUUAUUACUAACUGUGACAGAAUCAUGUCUGGAACUUGUGUUUUUUUCUGUUUUCUCUUGAGUAUAAAUUUGACUUUGAAUUUGCACUUACAAAAUCACAUGUUCUUUUUGGAAAUUUGAGUAGAGUACCUAGACGCUAUGUACCUGUACCAGAAAAGGCCCGUGAGUUGUGCCUGAACCCUUGAGUCCUGCCAGCUCUCAUCACUACAAAUGCCUCCUAAGAUGUUGCUUUCCAAAGCCUUUGAGAUUUAGAUGCCCUCUCAGGAGGUCCCCAAGUAUUCCCUCCCUCUUGGCCGUUUACCUGAAUCCAUAACAAGGAAAAUCUUUGCUUUACUAUGUCAAGGCUGAAGAAACAGAAUCUUCAACAGAACUCCUUCUGUUAUCUUUUUGUACAUGUUCAUUUGUGCAAUAUCCCUUGUUUCUGUGUGUGUGUGAUAAUAUCCUUUAUUUGUAUGAAGUACACAUGAGGAUUCUGGCUGAGUGAGACAUACAGUCUAUUUACUCUUAUUGCUAAGUCUUAAUGCCUUCUCGUGGCGUUGGAUUUGUAAAGCACUUUAUUCCUUUGUCUUGUGUUUCGUUGUAAAUGACAUAGGCAGAGAUAUCUAAUUCUGCAUUUGAUUGUCACUGUUUAUGCCUGCAUUAAUUUAAUAAAAUAUUCUUAUUUAUUUUGUUCCUCA